AUGGAUCUGGUUAUUAUUGUUUCCGGUAACUGGAUUAAGAAAAACAAAUAUGUAUUCAAAGCUGAUAGUAGAGGGUGUAGAGUUCUCCAUUUAGAUGAGAACUCUACACAUGAAGCUUUCGCAAAGUAUGUUCUCGAUGAUUACGGAUUGAAUGAAAUGAAUGAUCAUAUUCAGCUAAGCUACAUGUUCUCGAAUAAAUCAUUGAAAACAAUGGCGCACGACACUCCACCAGUGUAUGUGUCCAAUACUCGGCAGUUGCAAGGUUUUGUAGCCCUAAAGAAAAUCGAACAACUACGUCUUUGUGUUGAGAUUACGGAGAACAAGGACGACAGAGCAAGAGAGAAGACUAAAACAAACUUCAGUUUUAGCUCAGAAGUAGAAGCGUCAGAAGUUGAGUCCAGAGACGAUAAUUACAGUGGGAGUUACGAUGGUUGCAGUUCGGAGAAGGAAGAAGAGGACAAUGAGAUUGAUUGCUCUAGUAUUGUGGAAGGAGAAAAUCAGAACGUAGGCGGAGAAGAUGAAACAGGCCAAGAAAAGGAAGAAGACGAUGAAUUUGAUAGCCGAUUUGAUAUGUUCGACGACUCGGACGGUGCGUCAUCUGAAGAUGAUAACUUCAGCUCAUACGGUGAGUCUCCUUUAGAAGACGAAGAGUCACCAACGAUACCUCCCAAGAAGAUAUAUCAGAACUUCUCGAUGAGCGGGUCUAAAGAGAGUGAGGAGGUUCUUCUAAGGUUGGAGAUGUCGUCGUUAAAUCUUGCGGUAGGGCAACGAUACGAGAGUAAAGCCGAUUUGGAGAGACGACUGAAACUUCUUACAGUUCGUGCUUCUACCAAAGGGGAAUCCCCGGCGUUCUAUGUUUGUAUUUACGAAUCGAAUCAUACAUGUUCUACAACUGAGCGUUCUAAUCGAUGUCGAAAUGCAACACCAGAUAUUUUAGGAGAGUUGUACAAGAACUUUCUCGGCGACGUUGGUCCGGCCGUUCGCCCUACGAGUGUUGGAAUAGCUAUCACUAAGCAGUUUGGUGUAAAGAUGGAAUAUUGGAAAUCUUACCGGACGCUGAAAUUUGCAAGGGAAAUCGUUCAGGGAACACCUGAGAGUGGGUUUGAACGCUUGCCUUCUUACUUAUACAUGAUAAUAAGGGAAAAUCCGAGUACAUUUGCGCGUCUUCAAAUCGAUGAGAAUGGAAAAUUCAUGUAUGUGUUUCUUGCGUUUGGUGCGAGCGUAAAUGGGUUUCCUUUCAUGCGCAAAGUUUUUGUUUUCGACGGUACGUUUCUUAAUGGUAGAUACAAAGGGACGCUUCUCACAGCACUAGCUCAGGAUGGUAACUUUCAGAUUUUUCCAAUAGCCUUCGCAGUGGUUGACACUGAAAAUGAUGAUUCCUGGCAUUGGUUUUUUACGCAACUAAAACUUUUGAUUCCUGACGACGAGGGUCUUGCGAUAAUCUCGGAUAGGCGUAACUCGAUUGGGAAAGCAAUUACAAAUGUGUAUCCGCUUGCUUCUCGUGGAAUUUGCACGUACCAUCUAUAUAAGAAUAUACUGGGACGGUACAAAGGAAAAGAUGCAUUUCGUCUAGUGAAGAAAGCGGCGAGAUGUUUUAGGAUGUCUGACUUUACUCAGAUUUUCGAGGAGAUUGAAGCGAUUAAUCCAGUACUCCACGGCUACCUCCAAAGGGCUGAUGUCCGACUGUGGACGCGUGUUCAUUUCCCGGGCGAGAGGUACAAUUUGAUGACUACGAACAUAGCGAAAUCAAUGAACAGAGCAUUGUCGAAUGCUAGAGGUCUUAGCAUUGUUCGGAUAUUUGAAUCGAUACGGGUUAUGAUGACCAGAUGGUUUGCUGAACGAAGAGAGGAUGCCAUAUCGCAGCGAACCACGCUUACUCGUGGUGGUCGUGUAACUGCCGCCAGAGAUUUGGCGGUACAGAGGAUUGAUGAUCAUCACACUGAAGUUAAAUAUGGAUCUUCCGGCGAGUCUUUGCAUGUUGUUAAUUUGGUAGAGCGAAAGUGCACAUGUCGCCGUUUCGAACUCGAGAAAUUACCAUGUGUACACGCAAUCGCAGCGGCGGAGUACAGGAAUGUUUCUCGUAUAUCCAUGUGCAGUCCUUACUAUACCAGCAAUUAUUUGGUUAGCGCAUACGCUGAAUCGGUCAUGCCGGUUGAUUCAGCGCAACCUGUUCCAGAACUCGUGGCUAACCAACGCUUCUUGCCCCCGACUGUACGUCAACCACCAGGCAGACCGAAGAAAAAUAGGAUGAAAUCUGCUUUAGAAAUUGCACUAUCAAACAAACGUCCUAGGAAAGAGCACACAUGUUCUCGAUGUAGACAGAGUGGUCAUAAUGCGAAAACUUGUCCGAUGUAA
Messenger RNA from Brassica napus (rape), 2355 nucleotides. RefSeq lists its product as uncharacterized. The record is from RefSeq and is a predicted model, not a curated record. Bases 1 to 2355 code for a protein of 784 amino acids. Gene Ontology annotation, molecular function: zinc ion binding; nucleic acid binding. The transcript has 4 exons. NCBI's taxonomy places the organism in Eukaryota, Viridiplantae, Streptophyta, Magnoliopsida, Brassicales, Brassicaceae.